AUCUCACUUCGCUGCCAUGGAUGGUGAUCACGAAAGACUGAUUACUCGGGUUCCCGUCACCCGUAAGCAUCCUACCUGGCGCGUCAUCAUCAUUGUCAACAUCAUAUUCGCUAGUCUGCUACUGGUCACAUAUCUCGCAUUUCUGAUAUGGAUAUACAACAAUCUUCAUCUUAGGCAUGGGUUGGCCAAGGUGUUUAAUGGUGCUUGCUCCCAAGCUUCGAGGACAGGGGCGUAUGCCCACUUUGCUACAUGUGCUUUCGCCGUUCUGCUCUUUGCUGCAGGCUCACAUGGAGUCCAACUACUGCUUUCGCCGACUAGAGAUGAAGUCGAGAAUGCUCAUUCGCGAGACCGAUGGGUGCACAUAGGUGUUGGAGGAUUGCGGAAUAUGAAAUGGAUCUCUAAGCGCAGGUUGUGCCGAGCAAUCUUGCUGGCAGCAACCGCUGUACUCAUGCCCUUUCUCCACAACUCGCUGGUUCUCACGACCUUGGCAACAACAGACAGGGUAGCGUCUCUCGUAACUGUAGACUACCUCAAGGGAUCUCGACUAGAUACAUCAACAGAACAGUCUAUGUUCCUCACGAAGGCGGAAAAGUACCUUACCGUCUCAUUGUCGGCCAAAGCAGCGCCGACACAGAUCCAUUAUAAUGCCUUGCUCGAGCAGCUACGGGUUGGUUCGACGAACUUGGUCCAUCUAUCUCCCCCUGAAUGCCGUACAGCAUAUUCGUCCUUGCAGAUGCCCUCCAAGUUCUCGAACGUAUUACUGGUCAGUUUUUCUAAUACCAGUAAUACAUUAGAUGGGCUCAUCGACUGUGAACUUCAUUAUCCGGAGAUGAUCGUGGACCCAAAGUAUCAGGGCGCACACAGAAUUGACUGGUUCAACACAAACGGUACUGCCUCCAUCUUCCACAAUCACUGCAUAGACACGGACUUCGAUUUUGGUGACGGCGAUAUCUGGAACGUUCCUGUUUGGGACUACUAUUGUACGGUAACAUCAUAUCCCGUUGAGUACUGCCUCGCUCAGACGUUCGAGCCCGAGUGUGGUGUAGAUAUCAAUACUCGGAUCCUCAUCGGCAUCAUCGUUUGCUUGUUCGUGGAGAUUGGAUGCUUGGCUAGUCUGGUCGCAAGCAGGUUCCAACCUUUCGCCACUGUUAGCGAUGCAGUAGCAAGCUUCCUGAAACAUCCAGAUCCUUUGACCUCGAGGAUUGCGGUACUUGCCAUUCCCGCUGUCCACUCACCAAGCAGUAAAUUUGACAAGUUCGGUUUCCGACGUUCUGAAAAAGACAUGAAUAUGUGGAGACACAAGUGGCCAGUCUGGCGAGCAGCAGUCGACACCGAAACGUGCGCUCUAUUCAUCAACUGCCUCUUCCUUGCCUUUUUCACUUUUGCGACCGCAGUCCUGAUCGUAUACAACAACGAUGAGCUGUCAAACUAUCGGCCGCUUACUCUGCAAACCCCAACGUCCACUCGAGGACUUCUCGCCAAUCUUCUCGGCCUUGGGUCCAUACAUCUGAUGAUAUUUGUAACAUAUUUAUUCUACAACCACAUCUGGUCACGUAUGCUCGCUGCCGCCGAACUUAAUGCCUUCGUCAAGACUCGAGCACCUCUACGGGUCACUUUGCAUACACAAGGUGCUCGUGACACAUACUAUCUCAGCGUUAAACCUCACUACUCUGCAUUGUUGAUCAUUGCUUUGACUUUGAUCCACUUCUUCACAACGAGAGCUCUCAAUGUCGUCGCUGUACAGACUUACGACGUCAUGGGCCAGUACUCGCAUCAACGCAUCACUUACGGGAUCUCGACCUCUUCUGCGGUUCUGGCUUUGGGACUUGGUUUCGUCAUGUUGUGUGCUUUGGCGUUUGGACUGGACAGGAAACUUCAUACCGGCAUGCCUGUAUUGGGGACUUGUUCAAUGGCUAUCUCGGCGGCUUGUCAUGCUGAUGAUACUGUCAUGACUUUAGGACAAGUGAGUUAUGGAAAGAAUGCAAGAACAGGCAGGAUGGGUUUU
Molecule: messenger RNA, 2005 nt
Organism: Aureobasidium musti
Lineage: Eukaryota; Fungi; Ascomycota; Dothideomycetes; Dothideales; Saccotheciaceae
Source: the annotation of a GenBank genome assembly